Molecule: messenger RNA, 2759 nt
Organism: Somion occarium
Lineage: Eukaryota; Fungi; Basidiomycota; Agaricomycetes; Polyporales; Cerrenaceae
Source: the annotation of a GenBank genome assembly
GGUAGGUCGUGGGAAAGUGAAUAUAUGCUCGUCUAUAUUUGGGAGGUAUUUUCGUAUCUGAGUUUGGCAUCUUUCCCACGCGCCACCAUCACUUACACUCAGCUCUUUGUCUUCCGCUCGCCACUUUCAAAACACUCAUCAUCUAUAUUCUCUCUGCAUGGACGUACUCACUAUACCAUAGACAGGUCGAUAUUCUUACCCAGGACAAACCUCCGGAAAUACGAAAUCGCAGCUUUUGUGCGAACUACAAAUUCUGUGAGUGGCGUUCCAAUGUUUAUCACACUUUCAUGUGGCAUACGUAAUGGAUGUACUGUCCGAGCAUCUUCUUGGAGAAGCUACAUCCGUUCACAGCCUAUGAAGUGAAUAGCAGAGCAAAGAUGUUCUAGUAAAAGGGUCGACUCUGUGGAAAUCCGGACGCGUUCUUCCUCCCUUGGUCUCUGAGCCGCCAGUGUUCGUCGCCCGACGAGUCGUUUCACGAGCUCCUCGCGACUCGCCUUAAGGCCGAACCAACAUCGUUUAUUCUCGAUAACAUCUUCCGGCUCAUCAAAUGGCUUGCGGACCGAUAGUCCCAAGGUCUGCACGCAAAGGCCGAGCCGACAGUGGCCCGACGCGUCUUUGUUCAUGCCUAUUCGUUAGGUGUGGGGGAAGGCGUCGCUUUGGCCGUACGUUCAAGUCAAGCCAGGGCGGAGCGAAGCUUUUGUUUCUGCCACUUCGUUCUUGGUGGUCUCAGACGUGGUUAUUUCUCUUUUGGACGUUACAAUUUCAGUCCCAAGUCGGACUGGGCAUGCGGCAAUAAACAUGAAGACUGGAAACUCAUGUCUUUGCGCGUGGUUCCGCAUGUACAACGGCUGGCACGGAUUCCGUUUGGGAUGAAGAGAUGCUGUUUGCACCUUCCACAGAGAUAUGAGAUCAUAUGCAACCGGGCUUUCGCCCACCUGAGCUCACCUCUCUUAUAAACUUGUAUUCGCCCCGGUUUACUGACAUAUUCAAUUCUUCAGCCUUAAAUCUAGAUGGCCUCUGUUUUAGUGUCCAUCGCUGGGUGGACAUUUCUGCCAGAUUUCGCCACCCGUCAACUGCUCCCCUACUUCCACCGUGCCUACCAACGUAUCUUCAAACGACCACCUCCAGCACCUCAAACGCCGCUAUACUUUCAACAUUACCGCUAUGUCUACACUUUUGUCGUCCUCUCUUAUCUCUUUUACAACUUUCGCGAAGCGGCGUUAUCGAUGUCACCGAAUUACUACGAAAUCCUUGGAGUCAGUCCAAGCAGCGAUGAUGCGACACUGAAGAGCGCUUUCAGGUCGUUCGCAAAAAAGUUCCAUCCAGAUCGGGUGGGGCAGAAUGGAGAGGCAUUGUUCAUGGAGGUCAGAGAUGCUUUUGAGGCGUUGAAGAACCCUGUGACCAGGUUCGCGUAUGAUAGGUGGGAGAUAUUCUUAUUCGGACCCGACGCUUUGAGCUGGAAAAACUGCACGACAUUACGAGAAUAUAUCCGCCAUGGGUUGAUGCAAUCAACUGGAUUCCAUAUAGCCAGCCUUUGCACAUUAUUGCUGUUCUCGUCCGUAGGCAAGCCGAGUCCAAUAGCCUUUUGGCGUUAUCUCCUGUUCGCAUUCAUGUUUGUCUACGAACUCCUAUUUCUCCUCAGCCCUUCCCCUUCCCCUCCCUCAUCCACCGCCGCUUCUUCAUUAUCCUCCAUCUCUUCAUUUCUUUUCUCAGACUCCUCGUCCCGUUCAGCUACAAAGAACAGUAUCCUCUCACUCCUUUGGCCCAAUCGAGUUGCCUAUCAACACGUCCGCUUUCUUCACUCUCUUAGCAUCCUAUUAAGUGUGGCAUUCUCGAGGGUGGCGCCCGUACUCUUUCCGUCCCAAUUGGGUGGGGAGUAUGUGGAUCCAAAGGUGUUGAAGAGUGAGUUGGGGAAAGUGUUUGCAACUUCUCAGAUUGUUCUCGCCGAAGCAACCAAAAUGGUCGACAUCGAACUCCACUCUGUUCACGGCGCACCAACAGGUGUCCCACCCACCGCCGGGACCUUCCCAUCUCCACCUCCCCUUCCCGAACCCGCAGAUUCCGUCAUGAACCUUAUUACGAUUGAACUAGAGAACAUGAUCAUAGAAGGGAAGUUACUCAAGGAAGAAGGACCUAUGAAGAGUGCCGUCGAGAGUGCUUUGGAAAGACGAAAGUGGCAUGGAGAAGCGCUUGACAAUGAUGUUGUUGAGCGCGAGAGAAAUACAGGGUUUGUAUCACCUACAAGGGCUGGACCUAGUACGCCUCGGAGGAUGCUUGGGUCAAUUGGGUCAGCGUUUGGGCUGGGAGGUGCUAGCCGUGGGUCUCCUGGGGUGAAGGCUCCGCCGGAAGGGUAUGUUAGGGGGAGGUCAUUGUCUUGUUGAAUAUUUUGUUUUCUCGCUGCUGGCUGUGGAUUUCAUCCUCGUCAUCUUUUCUGUUGUCGUUUGUACACAUAGAGUUGCGGAUCCUCACUUUUCUCACAUAUCCACAUACCAUCUCGCAGUUGUAAUAUAUCAGGUACUUACUUUGUGUACGUCGUUGUUGUUGUCCACCAAAUGUACGAUGCAUCCUAUUACAUUCCGACGAAGAAAUUAAUGCAAGUAUACGAAACGCAAGCAAUGGAUACGAGUCACUAGUCCUAUGAUCAAACGAAUAGAUGGAUAGAUAGUAAUACAUAUUGCGGCGCGAGCUCGAAGAAAGAAAGGAAAGAAAUAUGCAAGGGAAUCCGGACUCCAAAUUGAUUGACCGUUGGGGAAGGAAAC